AGGGACACGCACGCCGUACACGGUGCACGGUACACGGUAGACAAUUAAGAUGAGUAUUGAUUACCAGCAAGGCAACUGGAUAGGUAAUAUAUGUACACUGUACUGCACUUCUAAGGGACACGCACGCCGUACACGGUGCACGGUACACGGUAGACAAUUAAGAUGAGCAUUAAUUACCAGCAGGGCAGCUGGAUAGGUAAUAUAUGUACAAUGUACACCGUACACUUCACAGUAUACAGGGUUCACGGUACAGAAUACACAAUUAAGAUGAGUUUUGAUUACUAGUAGGGAAGCUGGAUUGGUAAUAUACUGUGUACUGUACAAUGUACAUUACAAAGUACACACGGAACACUGUACACGCUGGUCUAGUAUCUAUUGGUUGUCUGGUUGGUAGUUUAUUGGCUGGACCUGUUAUGGAAAAAUAUGGAAGACGAUUUUCCCUGAUAGUAUGUUCCAGUGGAUCAUUUUGUUUUGGAUUCUUUCUAAUGUUGUUUGCUAGCUCCAAUGUUCUGCUUUAUAUUGGGAGGUUACUAAAUGGAGUUGGACUGGGGUUUGUGAUGGCAACUAGUUCAGUUUACAUAAUUGAGAUCUGUUCUCCGGAUAUGCGCGGACUUCUGGGUUGUUUUAUUCAGUUAAUGUGGAGUAUUGGUGUGCUAGUCAUGUUCAUUCUUGGAUGUUUUCUUAAUUGGUGGCAACUCAUACUAGCAAAGAUAGUAUGCCUGGUUCCAUAUGUUCUGGGAAUGUACAUUUCACCUGAAAGUCCCAGGUGGCUUUUUUUACAAGGUAAAGAUGAAGAAGGAAGACGAGCUUUGAGAUGGUUGAGAGGAGAUAUUCAGGAGAAUAUUCUGGAAGAAAAACUGAUUAGGUUGGAACUACAGACAAGGAUAUCAGAUGAAGUUAAAAUCCGGGAGAUGAUCAAGGAGCCAGGAUUCUUAAAACCUUUUUUAAUUGCAGUUUUCAUCAUGUUCUUUAGAAAUAUGUCUGGUAUGGGGGUAAUCAUUGCUUAUUGUAACACAAUCCUGAAAGAUUCAGGAACUGAAUUCGAUGCUAACUUAUCUAGUAUAACAGUUGGGAUUAUCCUAGUUCUUUCAUGUUUGUUCGCAACUCUUGUUCUCGUCAAAUUUGCCAGGAAAGCAGUUCUUGUGAUAUCUAUGUUUGGAAUGGGAUUAUCCUUCACAGUUCUAGGUUUCUACUUCCAAACUCUGGAAGCUGAGAAGGAAAAUAGUUUCGAAGGCAUGUAUGGUGUUCUAAAUAUGCAGUACAGAUGGGUUCCAUGUACUGCAAUCCUUGCAUUACUGUUCCUUGGCAAUAGUGGAUAUGGAACCUUAGUUUGGGUUGUUAUUGCUGAAAUUCUACCAAAGAAGACGAGAUCUUUGGCGAACUCAAUUAUAAUAUUCAUCGCGUACCUGAUAGGAUUCAUCUCAACAAAAUCAUUCAUUGAUCUCACAUUACUUCUUCAAGAAAGCGGAGCUUUCUACUUUUAUUCAGCAGUAUGCAUGCUGGGAGCUGUGUUUACUAUUGUAUUUGUACCAGAAACACGCGGGAAGUCUUUACAAGAAAUAGAACUGCAGUUUAGUAAAAAAUGACUUAUAAAUUGUUAAAUAAUUUGAUAUUUCAUUUUAGUUAAUUUGUAAUGAUUGUAAAAGCAUAUGUUUAAUACCUCUUAAUAUAAACUGAAGUAAAUUCAGGAAUAAAGUCACGUUAAACUGAAA
Messenger RNA from Eurytemora carolleeae, 1712 nucleotides. Its product is annotated as facilitated trehalose transporter Tret1-2 homolog. Gene Ontology annotation, molecular function: transmembrane transporter activity. NCBI's taxonomy places the organism in Eukaryota, Metazoa, Arthropoda, Copepoda, Calanoida, Temoridae. The coding region runs from base 324 to 1586 and encodes 420 amino acids. The record is from RefSeq and is a predicted model, not a curated record. Gene Ontology annotation, biological process: transmembrane transport. The transcript is spliced from 16 exons. Gene Ontology annotation, cellular component: membrane.